CUAUAAAACGCAGAGGCUCGUCGAGGGGUGAACAAUUCUAACCCUAGCUAUCGCCACUCUCGUCUCAUCUCUACAGCAGAGGAGCCCUAGGCACUUGCCUCCUCCUUCGUGGCCGCCGGUGCUCCAAGUCCAGCCCGCCACAGCCAGCGUUUGCAACUCCCACCAGCCGCUGCAACCAGCCGUCUCGGCCUCUCCCAGGCUUUGGUCGGUCUAGAUGAUUGCUAGUACAGCCACUGACCUACAAUCAACUCAUGAUCUCAGGAAUUCUGUCCAUGAAUUGUUAUUGCAGCCCAGCAGAAUGGAUGCCCAGAAGGAGAUAAAGAAUGCAACAGUGAUAAAAGUAAUUGGUAGGACGGGGUCAAGAGGGCAGGUCACACAGGUGAGAGUUAAAUUUAUGGAUUCAGAUCGGACAAUCACUAGGAAUGUGAAGGGACCAGUCAGGGUAGGGGAUGUCCUAACCCUACUUGAGACUGAAAGAGAAGCAAGAAGGUUGCGCUAAUGUCUGCUUUUUCUAAAUCACACAUGCGCGCGCCGCUCAGCAUUUGGCUAGUCUGGUUCGAGUAAUUUGUAAGUUUUAUUCCAAGUUGUCUUGGAACUUGAUCUUUUGUGCGGAAUGAUUUUGGGCGUCAACUUGUAUGAGAAUUUGGGACCUUCUUGUGGAAUGCUUUAAAGAUAUUUUUGAGCUAAUCGAGCUGUUGGGUUUUAAAUCA
Molecule: messenger RNA, 710 nt
Organism: Malania oleifera
Lineage: Eukaryota; Viridiplantae; Streptophyta; Magnoliopsida; Santalales; Ximeniaceae
Product: small ribosomal subunit protein eS28x-like
Exons: 3
Coding region: 215-499 (94 amino acids)
Biological process (GO): maturation of SSU-rRNA; translation; ribosomal small subunit assembly
Cellular component (GO): ribosome; cytosolic small ribosomal subunit
Molecular function (GO): structural constituent of ribosome
Source: RefSeq, a predicted model, not a curated record